Molecule: messenger RNA, 1019 nt
Organism: Tachyglossus aculeatus (Australian echidna)
Lineage: Eukaryota; Metazoa; Chordata; Mammalia; Monotremata; Tachyglossidae
Product: C-type lectin domain family 2 member B-like
Exons: 5
Coding region: 132-701 (189 amino acids)
Source: RefSeq, a predicted model, not a curated record
CAAAGGAAGUCGGCUCGAGUGUCCAGCGAGAGUUCUCUCCGGGUGGCUGGAGGGUCUCGUCAGGGAGACCGUUUCUUUCCGUCUCUGUGACACCAGGCCUGAAAAACUCACUCUGAAAGGAGGGCAGGAAGAUGGUGACAGAAGAUGACACUAACAAGGAGAAUAAUCAGACUCCAUCUUCCGGACCCUCUUCAGGCAUCUGGCCCCUAUCGAAAAAAUAUAUUAUCAUAUUAAUUGUGGUGAUAGCACUCAUCGUUUUGGUUCUGGCGAUUGUCCUGGGAGUGACUUUGGGACGUAAGGGAGAUCCAUCCGUGCACCCCGGACCGACCCAGGCACCGUGUCAACCUAAUUGUUCAGGCGACUGGGAGUUGGUAGAAGCGAAGUGCUUCUUUCUGUCCUCUGAAACCAGGGACUGGGACACCACCAAGGAGAUCUGUGGAGAACAUCAGGGGACCCUUGCUGUGGUUUCCAAAGGACAAUUGGAAAUCCUGAAGAAGCGUGUGGGCAGCUCUGACUACUGGAUUGGGCUGAGAAAGAAAGUUAAUCAAGACUGGCAAUGGGAUGAUAACACGCCAUUCAAAAACGAGUUUGAAAUCAAGGGAGCUGGGGACUGUGCCUAUUUGGAUUCCAGCAACGUGAACAGUGCCGGAUGCAGCCAGCCCAGAAGGUGGAUUUGCUCCCGGAAUCCCAGUUGUCCGUAGGGCUGAGAAAAUGCUCCACCGUGGGACCCGCACGUUAAACAUUGUAUAAGGAGGUUUCGGAAAAGCGACAUAAGGCUCAUCUUUGCUCCUGGACAUUACGUGUUUCAGGCUGCUACGAGGCAACGUGGACAUGAUUCUCGUGUCUCCUCCCACGCGACAGCAACUACAGGUCUUCCCUCUCAGGUCCUGUGUCCAAGAUAUUCUUUCAUUUGCAAAAAUUUCCCCCUUCAGCUGUUUGGGGGAAGGAGAAGUCCCUUCUUCUCAGGGCCCCCCACCCCUCUGCACCAGUUCAACCCAAUAGGUGAGGCAGGCUUCCAU